UGGGAAUCGAAAGCUAAAUUAAUAAGAGGCUGCUAUGUGCUCAACUUCGACACAAGAGAGCGCUCCUAAACCGGGACGGUUGCAGCUGAACCGCAAGACAGGAGCCUAUAGCGACAAGACUACAUAUAAGCUCUUACUUUAACCAUCUCCUCCAAAACAAGGAGAGGAGAGAAGAUGCGUUGAAAUACUUUAAAAUUACCGCUCUCUCUUAUUUUCGUUAUUGUGAUUGAAAAAAAAGAUAUGUUGCGUUCUUAUUUAUUUCCAAAUUAUUAGGCUAACAAGGACCAAGAUUGAAUGCAGAACUUAUCAAGAAGAUCCCUGGCACCGGUGCGUCUCCAACCCUUCUGACAGAAGCCCCUGAGCAGAAUUGGAAAAGAAAGUUGGACCACAUCUAAUAUAACCUUGCCUGACAAAAAUUGCCAUGCUCGGAGAGAGAGAGAGCAACGCCUUUCCUUCCCCCAAGGACGCCCCCCGCCCGGAGGAGAGGAGAAAGUCCCCGGUGGUGGGCGCAGAUGACCCGGCAAUGGCCGGCAGCGCUAGCCGAUACACGGAGGGACUCGGGUCAGACCGCUAUUAUAUCUCACCUCCAUCCAAGCAAACUGUAGACAUGGCGAGUCCAUGUUCGUUAUUCCCUUAUUCCCAGUCCAGUACCGUUUACACGGCAUCCGGCGGAUCCAGGUAUUCGACCUCGCUUCACUUCAGCUCGGUGUUGCCUCCCACGGGAUUCUCCUCGGCGGUGUGCGCCGGGCGCAGUCAGUUCGGCUCGGCCUACCAGUUAGGACAGGGUGGAUGUCUCUACCCUCCAUACAGUACAGGGUCCGGGAUCGGCACAAUGCCCCUACCCUCAGGCACCGGGGUGAGGGCUCAGGUCUACCUCUGUAACCGGCCUCUUUGGCUCAGGUUCCACCGUCAUCAGACCGAGAUGAUCAUCACCAAACAGGGCAGGCGGAUGUUCCCGUUCCUGAGUUUCAACCUGACGGGUCUGAAUCUCUCUGCUCAUUACAACGUGUUUGUGGAGGUCGUGCUCGCUGACCCCAACCACUGGAGGUUCCAAGGCGGGAAAUGGAUCACCUGUGGAAAGGCAGACAAUAAUAUGCAUGGAAACAAAAUGUAUGUCCAUCCUGAAUCUCCCAACACGGGAGCACACUGGAUGAGACAGGAGAUCUCCUUCGGCAAACUGAAGCUCACCAACAACAAAGGAGCCAGCAACAACAACGCACAGAUGAUAGUCCUUCAGUCUCUUCAUAAGUAUCAGCCGCAGCUGCACAUUGUUGAGGUGAUAGAGGGGGUGGAGGACAUGAGCAGUGACCCAAAGACCCAGACCUUCACCUUCCCUGAGAACCAGUUUAUAGCCGUCACUGCUUAUCAGAACACUGAUAUCACACAACUGAAAAUUGACCACAACCCUUUCGCAAAAGGAUUCAGGGAUAACUAUGAUUCGAUGUACACAGCUCCAGAGGGUGACCGACUAACCCCCUCCCCCACCGACUCCCACCGCUCCCACCAGAUCGUCCCAGGUGCCCGCUACGCCAUGCAACCUUUCUUCCAGGACCAGGUCAUCAACAACCUGCCCCAGAACCGCUUCUACAACAGUGAGAGGACAGUACCCCAGACCAACAGCCUCCUUUCCCCCCAGCCAGAGGACAGCGCCUCCCAGAGGUGGUUUAUCUCCAUGCAGCAGGGAGGAGCUGGCCCCAACAAGCUGGAUCUCAGUUCCUAUGAAGGGGACUACUCCAGCAGCCUGCUCCCCUAUGGUAUCAAGUCCCUGCCUCUACAGACCUCCCACGCUCUCACCUACUACCCUGACUCUCCCUUCACCUCCAUGGCAGCAGGAUGGGGGUCUAGAGGAUCUUACCAGAGAAAGGUGACCACAGGCCUGCCCUGGUCCCCUAGACCCAGCCCCACUGGGUUCCCAGAGGACCAGCUGUCUGUGCCUGACAAAGACAAGGCUCAGGAGGAAGAGAUCAGCAGUAUUGGUGGUAACAUAGCUUCAGCAUGGACUGAUACUCACUCCUCCACUCUGAGCCUGGAGAAGGCUGACUCUGGGAACAUGGUGUGUAAGAGGAGACGUACGUCUCUGAGUGGACCCGGCACAGAGAACUCCCCCACUAUAAAGUGUGAGGAUCUGACUGCCACUGACACCUACAGCAAAGACUCCUCCGUUUCUAAAAGCAUGGCUUACUAUUCCUUCUACACAAGCCCUUAAUUAAAUUGUUUCUUGUCACCUUUUAAAAUCUUGUUGCCAGAUUUCCCCCUUUCGUAUUUGUUGGAGUUCCAAGUCUGUUGAUAUUCUGCCAAACCAUUACCUAUACCAACCUUACCCACCAGAGUUCUAAACCAGUACCUAUACCAACCUUACCCACCAGAGUUCUAAUAAACCAGUACUACCUAUACCAACCUUAGCCACCAGAGUUCUAAACCAGUACUUAUAUCAACCGUACCCACCAGAGUUCUAAACCAGUACCUAUACCAACCUUACCCACCAGAGUUCUAAACCAGUACUACCUAUACCAACCUUACCCACCAGAGUUCUAAACCAGUACCUAUACCAACCUUACCCACCAGAGUUCUAAACCAGUACCUAUACCAACCUUACCCACCAGAUGUUUAACAAUAUGUGACUGACAUUGUGAUUUUUAACAAUAUGUGACUAACUGUGUGAUUUUUCUUAAAGUGCCAGAGUAUUUGAUACACCCAGUGGGUUGUGCUAUAAUGUGUAUUGUCCUUCAAUGUACCCAAUGUAUGUACAAUAUAUGCCUUCACAUUGAAGUUUUGUUUACAAAUGUGACUUUUUAUUGAAGGAAUGUGAAUAUGAUAUUUGUGCACUGUAAAAUGUGAGGGAUCUUGUAUAAUAUAUACUGUACAUUGCAAUGUUAAGAGUUUUUGUUUUUGUAAUAAAAAGCUUCAAGCUUCGUUA
Messenger RNA from Coregonus clupeaformis (lake whitefish), 2917 nucleotides. Its product is annotated as eomesodermin-like. The coding region runs from base 422 to 2206 and encodes 594 amino acids. Gene Ontology annotation, biological process: mesoderm formation; CD8-positive, alpha-beta T cell differentiation involved in immune response; endodermal cell fate specification. The transcript is spliced from 7 exons. Gene Ontology annotation, molecular function: RNA polymerase II cis-regulatory region sequence-specific DNA binding; DNA-binding transcription factor activity, RNA polymerase II-specific. Gene Ontology annotation, cellular component: nucleus. The record is from RefSeq and is a predicted model, not a curated record. Lineage: Eukaryota; Metazoa; Chordata; Actinopteri; Salmoniformes; Salmonidae.